AUGAGCACGAUUAUAGAUGAACUUGCUAAAGUAACAUCUAUGAUACGGAAAACUGUUCCUAACAUCGAUGACGCUAUUGUUGAUUACGUUAUUGGUUAUUUGGAUGAAACACCUUCUCUAGUCGAUAGUGAGGACGCGAUUGGUGACUUCAUUCGACCAAUUUUGCUUGAUGCAGGCGGUGAAGAAAAAGCAAUACAAAAACUUUGUGAUAAGUUGUCUGAACUUUUUAUUAAGGUCAAUGAGUCUACAAAUAAAAUUUCUAAUAACCGACUUGCAAAAUUGGAACAGCCUGUAAAUAUGCUUUCACAAGAAGCCAUUUCUGCAACAGCACGAAUUGCUCCUCAAAGUGUAGAUUUAGAAGCGGUAUCUGGUAGAAAAGUUAGUACAAGAGUGGACACUAAAAAAUUAGAAAAAGCUGAAGCUAAGAUUAAGGCUAAAUUAGAAAAGCGUGUUCGUAAAACAAAUUAUGAAGCAAGCAAAUUGAUACAAAAAAAAGAUCAAGAUGCUGAAUUUUACAUGAAAGUUAAUCCUAUCUUGGAUUAUACUACAACAAAAGGAAAAGUCAAGGAUGUUAAAAUUGAAAACUUUGAUAUCUCGUUUGGUGGUAAAAGGAUUUUAACCAAUGCAAAUUUGACUUUGCAUGCGCUUAAUCCCACACCUUCGCAUUUAUGGAACAUAAAUGAUGUCAUAGAACAAGAGCCUGCUGACAGUAAUGAAAUGAAAGAAGAGGUGGAAGAACAUUAUACGAAGGAAGAGAAUGAAUAUCAUCAAGAUCAAGACGAAUAUUAUCAAGCUGAUGAACAUUAUCAAGAAGAGGAUAAAAUUGAGUUUGUAUUGAGUGAAGAAGCAAUUGCAAUGUUUCGUUUUUCUGAGUUAAGGAGGUUAGAUUGUAAGCAUUGUAGAAAUUAA
Molecule: messenger RNA, 909 nt
Organism: Entrophospora sp. SA101
Lineage: Eukaryota; Fungi; Glomeromycota; Glomeromycetes; Entrophosporales; Entrophosporaceae
Source: the annotation of a GenBank genome assembly